AUGACGAUGGAUACAUUAGCAUUACCCGGACAAGACUUUGAGCGUAUCCCUGUUGAUGUCUUGCAAACAAAAGCACACAUCACAUCACUGGAUCUCAGUUAUAAUAAUAUCAAAAAAGUAGAAAAUAUAGGUAAUUUAACAAAGUUAUCAACAUUGGUACUAGAUAAUAAUCAACUAGGAAGCAAGAAUGAUUUCCCAAGUUUACCAUCUUUAAAUAUUCUAUCUGUUAAUAAUAAUAAUAUUGAUGAUUUGAAAGUGUUUAUUGACUCGAUCAAAGAUAAAUUCCCAAACCUUACACAUUUAUCCCUUUUGAAAAAUCCAGCUUGUCCAAGUUAUUAUGUAUCAGGUACUGAUUAUAGUGAUUAUCAAAAAUAUAGAUAUUAUGUACUUUUCCAUUUAAAGAACUUAAAGUUUUUGGAUAUUUCACCAGUCAUGGCAGAUGAAGUCAAAGAGGCACAAAGACAAGGUCUUUAUUCAUUGGUUGCAAGACCAGUUUCACAAGAUGCUCUUCCCGAAGAAGAGGAAGAACAUUUCAAUGGAUUAUCACAGGAAUUGACACAAGAAGGUAAAGGAAAGGCUGGAUUUUCUGUUUCAAACUAUGUCUACUAUGGAAAACAAUCAGAAGGAAAUAGAUUUAUUAUGAAUGAUGAUUUAUAA
Molecule: messenger RNA, 657 nt
Organism: Cavenderia fasciculata
Lineage: Eukaryota; Evosea; Eumycetozoa; Acytosteliales; Cavenderiaceae
Exons: 4
Coding region: 1-657 (218 amino acids)
Biological process (GO): melanocyte differentiation
Molecular function (GO): protein binding
Source: RefSeq, a predicted model, not a curated record